AUGAAGGAGUGCAGCCUUGGUCCGGAUAAUUUCAUUCUCAACUCGCUCAAAAGAUAUGCAAAGUAUCAUGAGCUGCACGGAGGUGAUGAGGAACUUAGGAAGUUGAACUAUAGUGACAUGGUAAACAAAUAUUACGAUCUUGUAACCAGCUUCACUGAAUACCACUGGGGUCAAUCAUUCCAUUUCGCCCCAAGAUGGCAUGGUGAAACUCUUCGUGAAAGCAUCAAGAGAUUUGAGCAUUUUAUUGCCCUUCAAUUGGGGCUCAAGAAGGGGAUGAAGGUCCUGGAUGUUGGAUGUGGAAUUGGGGGACCCUUAAGAGAAAUCGCCAGAUUCAGCUCAACAGAGAUAACUGGGUUGAACAACAAUGCUUACCAGAUAUCAAGGGGCAAGGAGCUCAUUUCUUUGGCAAGUUUGAGUGACCAGUGUAACUUUAUAAAGGGAGACUUCAUGAACAUGCCUUUCCCUGAUAACACCUUUGAUGCAGCCUAUGCAAUUGAGGCCACAAUUCAUGCACCUGAUGCACUAGGCGCCUAUAGGGAGAUAUACAGAGUGCUGAAACCAGGCCAGUAUUUUGCACUAGAUGAACUGUGCUUGACUGAUAAGUUUGAUCCAAACAACACUAAACAUAGGGACAUCAAGGCAGAAAUUGAGCUUGGUUGUGGCCGGCCUGAUAUCCGUAGCACUCGCGAGUGCAUCCAAGCGAUGAAAGAUGCAGGGUUCGAAGUUAUCUUGGCGAAGGAUCUUGCUGAGGAGUCCGAGUGCCCUUGGUACCAUGAAUUAGAUCCUGGCUAUUUCACAUUGAAGAGCAUUAGUAACUCGCGCGUCGGACACCUCCUUACUCGUGCAAUUGUUGGCACACUUGAGUUCCUCCGUAUUGCCCCCAAAGGCUGCAAUAGACUGUUCAGCAUCCUGCAGACUGCCUCCCACGGCAUGUUGACGUGCAGCCGGGAACAGAUUUUUACGGUGACCUUCUUUGUCAUGGGCCGGAAACUUCUCAAGGAUAACGAAAUUGAAAGUAGCCUACAAUAA
Molecule: messenger RNA, 1029 nt
Organism: Panicum virgatum (switchgrass)
Lineage: Eukaryota; Viridiplantae; Streptophyta; Magnoliopsida; Poales; Poaceae
Product: cycloartenol-C-24-methyltransferase-like
Exons: 13
Coding region: 1-1029 (342 amino acids)
Biological process (GO): sterol biosynthetic process
Cellular component (GO): endoplasmic reticulum
Molecular function (GO): sterol 24-C-methyltransferase activity
Source: RefSeq, a predicted model, not a curated record